This is a messenger RNA of Glycine soja, 2863 nucleotides long. Its product is annotated as arginine decarboxylase-like. Gene Ontology annotation, molecular function: arginine decarboxylase activity. Gene Ontology annotation, biological process: L-arginine catabolic process; spermidine biosynthetic process. NCBI's taxonomy places the organism in Eukaryota, Viridiplantae, Streptophyta, Magnoliopsida, Fabales, Fabaceae. The transcript has a single exon. The record is from RefSeq and is a predicted model, not a curated record. The coding region runs from base 467 to 2560 and encodes 697 amino acids.
CAUGCAAAUCUCGCCCAGUCGCACCUUCGUAGGAGCCUUACCUCUCUCUCUCUCUCUCUCUCUCUCUCUCUCUCCAUUCCGUAGUAUCCCUCUGUUCGACCCUUUUACUUAGCAUUCCCUGUUUCCGGUAUUCGCUCCCUUUUUUUUUCUGCAUUCUGUCUGGUUUUACUUAGAUCUCUGUCCCGCACCAGAUCUGGUGCAGGGUGAGAGGGUUGGGUUCAUUAAUUUUGUAUCAAUCUUCCUUCUGAGCGGUAGGCGUGGGGAUACCAGAGUCUUUUCGGGAAGCAAGAGAGGGUUCUCUCCGUUUUCAAUAGAUCUCUCACUGUCUUCUUUUGAGGGGGAAGCCGGGGCCUCGGCCUCGGCGGCUUUCAAAGCCCCCACCUUCACAGCCCUAUCAACAAAACCCUAACCCUAUUUUUUUCUUCUUCAUUUUCUAAUUCAAUUUUGAUCGUCGCCGUCACUAGAGAUGCCUGUCCUGGCUUGUUGCGUGGAUGCUGCAGCACCUCCCGGCUAUGCAUUUGCCGGUGACAUCUCUUUUCCGGCGCCGAUCGCCUUUACUGGCGUACCUCCGGCCACGGCAGACGACACCAACAACAGCAACAACCAUUGGUCGCCGUCUCUCUCCGCCGCCCUUUACAACGUCGACGGCUGGGGCGGCCCCUACUUCGCCGUCAACACCGCCGGGAACAUCUCCGUUCGCCCACAUGGUUCCGACACGCUGUCGCACCAGGAGAUCGAUUUGCUGAAGAUUGUGAAGAAGGCCUCCGAUCCCAAAUCUCUCGGGGGUCUCGGCCUUCAGCUACCCCUCAUUGUCCGCUUCCCGGACGUUCUCAAGAACCGGUUGGACUCCCUCCAAUCGGCUUUCGAUUACGCAAUCCAAUCUGGAGGGUACGAGUCUCAUUACCAAGGAGUUUACCCCGUGAAAUGCAACCAGGACCGGUUCGUGGUGGAGGAUAUUGUUAAAUUCGGUUCGUCCUUCCGGUUCGGUCUGGAGGCCGGCUCCAAGCCGGAGCUCCUUCUGGCCAUGAGCUGUCUUUGCAAAGGCAACCCCGACGCGCUUUUGAUUUGCAACGGCUUCAAGGAUGCGGAGUACAUUUCUCUUGCCCUGGUUGCCAACAAGCUUGCGCUCAACACCGUGAUUGUUCUGGAGCAGGAAGAGGAGGUUGAUUUGAUCGUUGAAUUGAGCAAGAAGCUCUGCAUUAAGCCCGUGAUUGGGCUUCGUGCGAAGCUUAGAACCAAGCAUUCUGGGCAUUUCGGUGGGACUUCAGGAGAGAAGGGGAAGUUUGGGCUCACCACCGCACAGAUUCUGAGGGUUGUGAAGAAGCUGGCCCACGCAGGCAUGCUGGAUUGCUUGCAACUGCUGCAUUUUCAUAUUGGUUCUCAGAUUCCCUCAACCGCGUUGCUUGCUGAUGGCGUGGGAGAGGCUGCGCAGAUCUACUGCGAGCUGGUUCGGCUCGGGGCGAACAUGCGAGUCAUCGAUAUUGGAGGUGGACUGGGCAUAGAUUACGACGGUUCCAAAUCUUGUGACUCAGAUAUUUCUGUUGAGUACGGUCUCGAGGAGUAUGCUGCAGCGGUUGUUCACGCGGUUCAGUGUGUGUGCGACCGAAGGUCCGUGAAACACCCUGUCAUCUGCAGCGAGAGUGGGAGAGCCAUCGUGUCUCAUCAUUCGGUCUUGAUUUUCGAGGCGGUUGGCACCAGCAGCACAAACGGCGGAGGAGCUCCCCCGGCAUUGUCAGCGCAUUACCUGGCGGAGGAGCUGUCGGAGGACUACGGAUAUCUCUCGGAGCUGGCGUUCCGAGGGGACUAUGAAACGUGCCUGGUGUACACGGAGGAGAUGAAAGAGCGGUGCGUGGAGCAGUUCAAGCAGGGGACGGUGUGUAUGGAACAGCUGGCAGCGGUGGAAGGGUUGUGUGAAUUGGUGAGGAAGGCGGUUGGGGCGGCGGAAUCGGUUCGGAGAUAUCACGUGAACUUGUCUAUUUUCACGUCCGUUCCAGACGCGUGGGGCAUUGACCAGGUGUUUCCCAUUAUCCCCAUUCACCGGUUGGAAGAAAAGCCUUCGGUGAGGGGUAUUCUCUCGGACUUGACUUGUGACAGCGACGGUAAGAUUGACAAGUUCAUCAACGGAGAGUCCAGCUUGGCGCUUCAUGAAAUGGAAGGAGGAAGUUACUAUCUGGGAAUGUUUUUGGGUGGGGCUUACGAGGAGGCGCUCGGUGGAGUCCACAAUUUGUUCGGCGGCCCCAGCGUGAUCAGGGUGUCGCAGAGCGAUGGCCCUCACAGCUUCGCGGUGACGCGUGCCGUGCCGGGGCCAUCCUGUGGAGAUGUUCUUCGAGUGAUGCAGCACCAGCCCGAGCUCAUGUUCGAGACACUCAAGCACCGCGCGCAGGAGUAUGUCAGCCACGACAACGCAGCAGCGGUUCUGGCCGCUGGCCUUGCUCGCACCUUUGACAGAAUGCCUUAUCUGCUGCCUCUGUCUUCCUUUGUGGCUGAUGAUGUUGCUGCUGCUGCUGCUGUUCCUGCUGGUGAAGAUGAUGAAGAGCAGUGGUCUUAUAUAUGUGCUUGAAAUCUGUCUCGCAGUAGUCAUUCCCUUUGUUUCUGUUGCUUGUGUCUUCUUCUUGUUGUUCGUCGUGGUCGUUGUUGAGGUGUUCAAUUUUUUUUUUUUUUUAUUAUUCUGUUUUCGCUGUUUUUAGUUUAGCACAGGAUGCAGGACAAGGACAGGGUCAGUCAGUUAUUGUUCUCUGCAUUUUGUUCCCAAAUGAAAUGUCUAUGACUUUCUUCGUCAAGUUCUAGAGUAACAAAUUUUAUUGUUGCCUUGCUUGUUAUUAUACUAAGAAUAAAAAUGUUCUCUUAUGGGCAAGUUCUUUUA